CUUUAGACUUUUCGUUUCCCUUUAAAACAAAUAUAUUUAUAAAUAAAUGACCCAGUAAGGAGCAUCACUCCAGAGUCCAAACAAUACAGAGAGGUCUGUCAAAUUUCUCUCGUUCUCUACCCCCUUGGUUAUAAAAAAAACAGACACAGUAGGGUUUGACAGUCAUGGCAGCCAGCAGUAGUCGGAUUGCAACAGUACUUUCUUUUACUCAACACCACCAGUCCAGUUCAAGCCAAGAAGAAGAGAUUAAUAUUUUUUUGAAGAUUAUGAGAACUGUGGCCUUAACGGUCAAUAGAUCUGAGACGAUAAAAGAUCUUAAAGCACUGUUAUGUGAGAAGUAUGGAUUUCCAGAACAUCAUCAGGAGCUCUUCUUGGGUGGUGAUAUGCUCGUGGACUGCCAAAGUCUAGUUGACUGUGGAGUUCAGAGGGACUCCACUGUUCAUCUUGUUCUCCAGAAUACUGUCGGGAUCAAAUUAUUUGUCAAACUACCAUCAAGUCAGCGCACCAUUGAGAUUGAAGCAAAAGCUCAUGACACCAUCCGAAACAUCAAGGCCAUGAUUCAGGCCAAGAAGAUGAUUCCAUCGGAUCAGUUUACUCUUUUAUAUGGUGGAGAAUCACUUGAAGAGGACAGCACUCUGACCUCAUUAGGUAUCAAUAACAUGUCAACCCUGCAAAUGAUUUCUGCUCCUAAAGAUGUCCUUUCAAUAUCUGUGAAAUCACCAUCAGGUGAGACUGUUAAACUCAAGGUUAGAGCCUUGUUCACCGUCAAUGAUGUCAAAAACAUAGUUGGGAACACUUUAGGUAUCUCAGUCAGUGAUCAGAAUCUGAUCUAUUCCGGAAAUCAGCUUGAGGACCUCAAGACAUUGGCUUUUUAUGACAUCAAAGAUAAAUAUGUAUUGGAGAUGUCACAUCCUUUGUUUCAGAUAUUUGUUAAAGUUUUUGAUGGCAGAACCCUAACUAUUUAUGUGAAGCAGUCUGAUGUUGUUGAAGAUGUGAAGGUCAAGGUUUUCCGCAAGCUUGAAGUGUCUAUGAAGCCUUAUUAUUAUUGUAGGCUUUUGUUUGGUGGGAAAUUUCUUAUUAAUGGUCGAGAUCUAGCAAGCUACAACAUACAGAAGGACUCCACCCUUAGUUUGGUUCUGUCAACAAACGUUGUCUAGAGGGUCGUAGGUUAGCGUGGUUAGCUAUCUUUUGCAGAUUAGCAGCAGCAACUAUAUUUUGGCACAGGUGAGGUUAUCUAGAAAAGAUUAAUUUGAAAUGCAAUGUACUUAGAAUAGGGUACAACUGUGCAGAGCUCACUGUAGGUAUGUGCAAUGUUAGCCUGAACAGAACAAGUUGCUACAUGUGGAUAUUGGCUUAAGAAGAAAAACAAACCUGCUUUAAUUGCAUUUUCCUUCUUUUUAAAAAAUGACUUACUGAGUUUUAUGUUCAGUAUUUGGAUGAUAAUUCGACGAAGGUCGAAAAUGAGAGAACUUUGGUCGUAAGCACAAUAUCAGUAAAAAAAUCCAUGUGGUCAUAUUUUCUUAUAUGCAACAUGAAUUAUUAAAAAUCAGAAUACUUGAAUCUUGCAGUAGUUCCUGAUUCAAUAAUUCUUUCUUCUUUACUCAGUUGAACCCCAUCAAUAAAUUAUUUGAAGCAUAAAGAGAGUUGACAUUCUUAGGGAUUUCUUUUUGUCCUUCCGUUCAAAUGUCAGUGUCUAGUUUUGGACUUUUACUAUACUAUUCUAUUGAUUUUCCAAAUUCUUUUACAAUACCCGUGCUUUGUGUGAACCUACCAACUUGUAUUAAAAAUGAACCAAAUUGAAGACUUUGGCUAGAGCCUAGGCUAAAUAAUUGUUUCAUUAUUAUUAAAGACCAAUUAUUCAACAGAGAAGCACUUAUCCAAUACACAAUGUACAAGAUUUAUAUUAAAAGAAUUCUAUUUGUGUUUGUUAAAGAAAAGAACUCUACAUAAGGCAGUCUUCAAACUCUUGAGUUUCAUCAGAAAUAAAAAGUUUUGCCUAAACCUGGCAAUCUGAACAAUCACUCAAGUCUUGAAAAUUUCCAAUGGAAGAAGCACUGAGACUUCGUAGAUCCUCAUACCGGGGAUACCGAACGCUCCCAUCAAGUUACCUUGGUUCAUCUCAGCAAAAGAGGAAUAUACUGUGGAAGGUCUUGAAACAAGUAGCUCUGAGCGUUAAGAAAUCCGUAGGACAAAGGAAGGAAGGCAAUUCAGAAAAGCUUCAGGAGCCCCUCUUGGAUGAUAGUAGUAAUUGGCUUCACGAUGGCCAAAUACCAGCUGAUCAAGGAAUUCAAAGGGAACCCAGUUACCAUAUACGUCAUCAGAAUUCAAUGAGAAUGAAAAUAUAUGUGAAAAUUCCAUCAAAUCAGAAGACCAUUGUAUUUGAAGCAAAAGGGUACUAUACCAUCAAUGACAUCAAAUCCAUGAUUCAGUUGAAGGAGGGAAUUCAAUUAGACCAGUACACUUUAGUUUAUGGUGGGAAACUACUUCAAGAUUAUCGGACAUUGGCCUCGCUUGAUAUACGGACAGAAUCAACCCUUUAUAUGAUUUUUAAUCCAAGAGAUGUUAUGCCAAUUUUUGUGAAAACACCAAGUGGAAAGAUUGUCAAGGUUGAAGUUAAGGUCUUGUACACUCUCCAGGAUGUCAAAGCGAUUGUUGAGAGCUUUAUAGGAUGUCCUGUUGCUGAUUGUAGAAUUAUUUAUGCAGGAAAUGAGCUGCAGGAUUGCAAGACUUUGGCUUUCUACAACAUUGAAGAAAAUUCCACUUUGGAGGUGCUGCCUUCUUGGAUUCAGAUAUUUAUUAAGACAUGGAAUGGGAAAACCAUUACGCUUGAUGUGGCACGAUCGAAUACUGUCAGAGAGGUGAAGGACAAGAUAUUUUGUAAGGUUAGAGUGCCAGUUCAUUUUCAGAGUAUUGUAUUUUCCGGAAAACGCCUUGAAGAUAAAUGGCGUCUUGCAAGAUACAACAUCGAGAAAGACUCCACUCUCCACAUGGUUUUGGCUUGGUGAACCAAAUUCCACUAUCAUUCAUGAUACCAGAGGAAAUGCAAGCAAGAGUUGAACUUCUGUAAUAAGGGCGCUGUUAGAUAUAUUCCUUCGGGUUUGAUGAAGAUGUAUAGUGGUUCCCAUUGAAAGAUUUUAUAUAGAAAAAGGGUGCUAGUCGUCAUAAGUUUGCAACAAAUUUUUUUUUUUUUUUUUGCAUUU
Messenger RNA from Prunus persica (peach), 3200 nucleotides. Its product is annotated as polyubiquitin. Gene Ontology annotation, biological process: modification-dependent protein catabolic process; protein ubiquitination. Gene Ontology annotation, cellular component: cytoplasm; nucleus. Lineage: Eukaryota; Viridiplantae; Streptophyta; Magnoliopsida; Rosales; Rosaceae. Gene Ontology annotation, molecular function: ubiquitin protein ligase binding; protein tag activity. The record is from RefSeq and is a predicted model, not a curated record. Bases 2043 to 3005 code for a protein of 320 amino acids. The transcript has 3 exons.